AGCAAUAUUGGACCAACAUAUGAUUCCUUUUCUUUAUACUCUAGGCUGGCUAUUUCAUAAACUGAGAGUUGGAUAAAUAUUAGCCAAUUGCGAGGGAGAAAAAGAGAUCUAUUGCAGCUAUGUUGUGAGGGGAGAGAUAGAUAAAUAGAUCAAUUGCAGUGGCUUCGCUUUGUUUUUCUCUCAAUUUCUCGGCCAAAUAAGCCAGUCAGUACUACGCUGUGACUGCUGGAGCUGUUUGGACCAACUCUACAACCUUGAACUCCGUCACUGCAAGAAGUCGAGCCAGUAGUAAUCACCGUUCAAUUGGAUAUUGGGCGAACAGUGUUGACAAAACUAUGGCCGUGGUGUCUGUCACACCUUCAAUUGAUCUCCCAAUUUGCACUUACUCUACACCCUCGUUUUCACCCGACUCGACCGGGUCGAAUAUGACAACCUUCACCUCCCCUUCUUCUUCAGUCGGGUCAAAUUUGAAUUGUUCAUCUACUAAACCAGAAAGACCCAAACAAGACUCCCUGGCGCUCAGAUCAUCAGAGUCUGCUAACAGUAACAUCGGCGAAGUGAGCAACAAAAUUGGCAAUCAUAUUUCCGGAGCAGAUCUGACGAGUCCAGACUCAGAUCAAGGAAGCGGAUUUCCGAAUUCACCGGAAAGUGAAAACUUGCAUCAAAAUUUGCCAGCACACGAUGACGAAAAAAUCCAAAACGCGUUCUCUCUGCUCCAGAAAACACUUGACUUCCUUUCAAAUGAGUACGGAGUUCACUACGCGCUGCUAUCUUGCUACAGACGAAGACGACAAAUAAUUCACUCGAUCGAAGACUCCGAACCAGAAGAGCUCGAAUCCGAGGCCUCCGGUGGACCCCUAUCAUACACGGUCGUGGCGUCUGGAUCCGCAGGAUUGGCUAGUGGGUUCUUUCUGGAUCCUCAAGGACCUGGUCAAAAGUGUCUCGCAUCUUGGACUGAGUUCUGCACAGAUUUCUCGAAAGAGGAAGAAAUGUUAAACUGCGAACCCUUUGCAUUCACCAAACACAUAGAAGCAACAUCCCCUUUGAUGACCAUGGAUUCCUUGACAUCAAAUUCUGUUUCAAAAGAAAUCUUUGAAACUGACAACUCUGCGUCAAAAAGGUUGCUUAUUGACAUUUCGGACCACGGAGUUGGACAGUCACAUCCAAAGAAAGCGCGUGAGGAACUACUAACACAUCCAUCAGAAAUCGAAAAAAAUCAUCAGGUUCAAACUUCGGUAUCAAAUAGUCAAACAAGUCCAUCAGCCGCAGGGCUUUUCUCGGUAGCCGAAAGGGAAAGUGUCUUGGCUCCAUUUUUGCCCAGUAAAGAUUACUUGUCAAACGGGGUUCUAGAUUUCUCUAGUGGCAAAGAUGAGCCGGAAACAACCACAGCUAUCCCAGAAUCAAAUGCUACUCGCCGUAACAAUACUUUGAUUCAUUCAGCUGACAAUCAACUUAAUCUGGGUGCACCAACAACUGGAGAACUAAAUCAAAACGUGAACAAAUUUUUCGGAACCCUGAACCACAGAUCAUAUCUGGGAAAUGGGCAGAGUUUUGGCGCUGAUGAAAGCAACCGGGAGCGAGAGAAAUCAGCACGACCAGUGAGGCGGUGUGGGAGUGAGUUUGCACAGGGUGUGGAAAGAAUGGAUCAAUUGCAAAUGAGCAAAAGCAGUCCAAACUCAGUCGGAAAGCAACAUGGAAUCCCGUCACAAGAGCAAAUCGUUGCCAAGGGAUCAUGGAUGUGUCCUCAAUGCAUGAAAGUCAUCAAGUACAAACGCAACGCCAGAGCUCAUCUGAUGUCCCAUGCAGCUGUGCGACCUUGUUUUUCUUGCUCCUACUGCGACCAAUCCUUCACCACCAAAUGGAAUUUAAAGAAACAUCUGAAACUGAAUCAUGGAAUAGACAUGGAAAUAAAUGACCCCCUUGUCAAUCACAAUAAUGCUUCUCAGCUUCCCUUAGUGAACAACAACGAAUCACAGCAGCAGAGGAAUCAGUUGAACCCUCCAACAUCACAGGGUAUCCAAGGAACACCAAAACAGACUCCGACGACCUUGAGUUCCGCAAACUCCGCUCAAAGAAUCGCAGAUGCCAUUGACAGUAAACUAGAUGUGAACAGUUUUUUGGGAAACCAUUUUUUUCCAAACUUGCCCAACAUGCCUCCUUUAAGCAAUUUGGGGCCCUUGGCAGCAGCAAGUGGGUUUUAUAACCCGCCUGGAACUUUGCCUGACUUGGGGUCCAAAGGAAUGCCCCCGGGCAUGGAUCUAAAAUCAUUGCAACAGCUCUAUCAAAACCUGGCCAGCAAAGAUUUGCUGGGUACUAACUUAAACGGCCUUAACAUUAAUAACCUAUCAGGAGCGGACGCAAGUAAAGCGUUGCAAGCUCUGACAUCAGUCAACAUGUUGCUUCAAUCAAGCUUUUUCGCAGAACAAAUGAUGAACGUAGGUUCGAACCCCGCUCUCAACCCCGGAUCUUUGCCGAUGAAUCUGCCAAUGAAUCCAAUGGGUUUGGGCGCACCUCUUGAUUUGAAUACGUUUGCGGCACAGUUGGCUGGUCAGAUGAAAACAAGUGGAGUUGAUUUGAGCAAGACGAAAUUGAGCAAAGACAUGAAACGAGACUGGACGGUAGCAGGUGAUUUCAAUUGCAACAGUUUAAAAACAGACAAUCGACAUAAUCAAGAUGAUAAAUUAGCACAUGAUGAAGAUGAACAAAAACCUUUAAACUUCACUACAAAGUAAACCUAUUGUUCCAGACAAAAACUUAAUCAAUAUAAUGAAGUUCUAUCAAUUUUCUUUUUUCAUUUCAUUGAUGAUAAUAUGUUGAAGUUACGUUUAUGUUUAGUUUGGCUGGCCUAAAGUUACUAGGAAAAAUUAGAUGAAUUUAACAGCUUUCUGUUAAUGCCCUAAUUUUGGAUUGCAGUAGAUUUAAAAUAUAUAUUCGGUGCAGUUUUUCUCUUUCUUCUGUUUAGCUAUCCGUUCGAGUCAAUCAGCUCGAGUCAAUCGAACUUUCGAUCACCUCAAUCUAUUUCAAAAGUGUACUUAAUUUUGUCAUUUUCUUCCGCUAUAGUAAUUCAUCACUCAU
Symsagittifera roscoffensis is the source of this 3075-nucleotide messenger RNA. RefSeq lists its product as uncharacterized. Gene Ontology annotation, biological process: regulation of transcription by RNA polymerase II. The transcript is spliced from 6 exons. Lineage: Eukaryota; Metazoa; Xenacoelomorpha; Acoela; Convolutidae. Gene Ontology annotation, cellular component: chromosome. Gene Ontology annotation, molecular function: chromatin insulator sequence binding. Bases 336 to 2732 code for a protein of 798 amino acids. The record is from RefSeq and is a predicted model, not a curated record.